Messenger RNA from Papaver somniferum (opium poppy), 4487 nucleotides. RefSeq lists its product as uncharacterized. The record is from RefSeq and is a predicted model, not a curated record. The transcript is spliced from 2 exons. Lineage: Eukaryota; Viridiplantae; Streptophyta; Magnoliopsida; Ranunculales; Papaveraceae. Bases 729 to 1958 code for a protein of 409 amino acids.
ACGAUACUCAGUCAUUUUCAUUCCCUUUAGCUCUGUAAUUUGCCGUUUCAUUUUCUGUUGUUGGUGCAUGCGAAACUGAAAUACACACCAAAGAGGAGAGGGAUAAUAAGGAGCAGCACAAUUUGUGGUACCGCCUAAACCUAGCUCACACCAGCGGUAUCGUAUUCUCAAACUUGAUGAUCUGUCUUGAAAUGUCCUUCCACUGAAUUAAUGUUCUUGACCAUUGUGAAACCCUGCAACAUAUAGCUUCUUUGUGCACAGACCUGAGCUGUUUGAAUAAAUUAUUUGCUAGCUGAAUUAUUGCUUCACCGCGCCUUUCUCAACUCUGCAAUCUAGGGUGUCCAUGAACAUGGCCCUGUGAUAUUUUGAGAACCAUCUGUGCUGACUGGAAUUGCCAUAACAUCUGUGUUGAAUUGAUUUUGUGUGCGUAAUCUCUAGCUUUGGAAUAUCACAUGCAUUACUUCCCUGUAGUGUGAAUUGCUUGGUUAUCUGAUUGUUAUAACAUGCUGAUUGAUGUUCUGUUUUAAAAAAGAGAAACAUGUCAGGAUUUUGGACUGGUGUUAGGGAUGAAAAAUCAUCACAUAAGUCAAUCAGAGAACUAACUUGCACAAGAGCAUGCUUCACGUUAUGAGUUUCCAGUAGACCAUGAUGUCAAUAACUGUAGGGAUUAUUACCAACCUUUUCAAGGUUCUGAGCUUCCAUAUACGUACCCUAAUGGCUAUACACACAUGAACCAAUCACCACUAUGGGAAAUUGACCAAUCUUGUACUCCCUUUGAACAACUUAAUAUGCUUUUAAAAUUGAAUCUGAUUCAUUUACAAAAUGAGGCAAGGGGGGAAUUUCAAGAUAAAAUGUUUGUUUGUCCUAAUGAAGUUAAUCGUGAAAAUAGUGUAUCUAUUCCUACUCAUGCAAAUAAUAUUGAAUAUGAACCUGAUAUAGAGGUACAUGAAUGGAAUAGAGACACUAGGGUUUUGAAUGGGGCAUUGCAUCCUUGUUACAAUGAUGAUGAUAAUGAUUUGAUGUUGGAAGAGCAUAUUUACUCUGAAAAUGUUGCUGUGAAAUCUUCUGUUACUGUAACCUUAAACUCCGUUGCUGCGACUUUGAAAAAUGAUGUUUCUUCUGAUUUUCUUAUCCGUAACUCUGAAAUUUUGGAUGAUAUUGAUAUGGAUUUGGGGAUUGAACAAUUGUUUUGUGGAAGUGUGCAUGAUACACAACUUGCAUCUGACCUAGGGAUGACUGAAUUUUUUAUUGUCACUGAUGAUCUUAUGCUUGAAAGUAACUUUUAUGUGUCUAAAUCCCUGCCUAGGUCAAAAUGUGUUGUGUCUUCUGAUUUUCUUAUGCAUGAGAUGGAGACUUUGGAUGAUUAUGAUACUGAAUUGGGGUUUGUUGAUUUGUGCAAAGACUGUGAGCAUGAUAAUGCAUUACUUGUUUCUGACUGGGAGAAAACUAGGCCGCGUACUGAUAAUUGUGAGCAUAAAAAUGAACAUAACUUAGAUGUAUGUAGCUCCCUGCCCGUGUCACAAAUUGAUGAUCUUUCAUCCAACCUAGAAUUGGUUUGUAACAAGAUUGUAAAAACAACUUUUCUGAGAGUUCCCAAUCUAGGAUUAGAACUGUGUGCUUCUCAAGUCCUUUUGGACUAUUUUGCUGCUAAAUAUAAUACAUUUGAGGAACCACAGUUGGAAUGCUUGUCUCUGCCCGUCCUUAACAAAGUCCAUUUUGAGUUAGAUCUUGUGCAUGAUGCACCCCCAAAAUUACUAGAGUUUGUGUCCAAAAACAUAGCAGCUGAAAAAUUCAGGUUUGGGGGUAGCUUGGUCACUUUGAGUGUCUCACUGGCUGUUCUCUGUUGUUGUAUAUGUGUGAUUAGACUGUUGAUGUUUCUGCACAUCAUCUUUUGGGUUGAUCCUCAACUCUUUAGGUUGUAUAUAUAUGGUGACUUUUUCUUGUAUAUAAUCCAGUAGGUAAUGCUAUUUUCUAUCUUUUUCGUGUAUGUAUAUUAUGCUAAUCCAAUGUGAUAUCAGCUGAUUUCUGUUGGACCUUGGCCAUGAAUAAUGGAGUUCUGAAAUGCUUUCGCCAACAUCUAGUAAUCUCUUUCCUUUUCUCCAUCUCAGCAUGUUUCUCAUGGUAUGUUGUUAUAAUUCUGUUUAUCUUUUGAAACAUUGAGGAAAAUGUUUAGUUUAGGUUUGGGGGUGAAAAGUAGAUACCAUAUGACUGAUGGCAUGCUAUAAUUGAAAACAGAACUCUUUCUUUUUGUUAUAAAAAAAUGAAAAAUGAAAAAAAAUGAAAAAUGGAGCUCAUUUACCUUGAUUUGUGAUACCUGUGCAUGUAUGAAAUCUUAGGGUUCUUAGUCUAGAUGAUGAGGCACCCCUGAUUCUAGCACAAUUCAAAUGUGAUAUAGAAAUUUUGCACAUGCACGAUCUACCAAGCGUGUAUAGCGUCGGUGUUUCAUAGGUUAAGUAGGCUGCCAAUCAUCUAGAAUACUGAAUGAGACUUGACUAGCUUGUUCUUUGGUUGGCUGGGAUAGAAGUUGGAGGAUACAUUAAGAAAAACAACCAUUGAAUUUGACCGGGUGCAUCGAAAAGGACUACCUCUUGCUAAAAGUGUCAUGUUUUUUUUUCUGUUUUUGUAAAGUUGUUGUGUCAUCUUAUGUUUGUAUCUGUGUUAUUCCAAAAUCAGUUGAGGAAGAAAUUCAGAACAAAAAAAAAAUAUCAGUUAAAAAAAAGAAAGAGCAAAAAAAAAAGCAAAAGAAAAAAAAACAAAGAAAGAAAGAAAAGAGAAAUUGAAAUGAAUUGUUAUUGUCUUUUGUUUCAAACCAUUGAGUCAGAUUCUGUUAUGUUUCCUUCUGUAUAUAUGAAUGUAAAUAGUCUUGUAAUAAUCAAGGGAGGGUGUAUGCCAUCGAUGUACAACGCGGGUAAGCUGAAAUAUCACCAACUCAUUAGGUGAACAUUCACGAUUAUCGUAAAGCCGGACAACUAACUUGUCUUUGAAUUCAGUUCUUAGCCUAAAAACUAUCUCUUAGUAAUUGGCAGUCUCAACUUCCUAGAGUAAAUCAUUCUCCAUGCAUGUCUAAGGUAGAUACACUUUACACUCUUAUCACAUGUCCUUGGUUGUUUCAGUGCUAGAAUUGUGCCUUUAAAAUCUAGAUUGACAUAUCCAAUUGCUGUGAUCUAAAACUGAAUGCAGGAUCACUUUCAUGGAAUCUGAGCUUAUAUUUUGUCCUAGAACUUUGUGGGUAUGUUCUAAGCAAGCCCUCACGAGACUUCAACUCGUCCACUAGGGACACUUAGUGGUUUAAAAGGCUUAUUGGAUUCGCUAAAUGCAAUCAAGAGACCAGCGACAGCGGUGUAGGUAGAAUUUUCUUAGUUUUCUGUUUACUCGAGGUCGAGCAAAAUUCAGGUUUGGAGGUGUGAUCAGUGCCUAAUAAUGCAUAUUUAUUGGCCAUUUUGUUGUCUUUUAUCACAUCCCAAGUGUUAUAAUAUCUCACUUUAUAUCAAAUUUUGUAUUUUGCGCAUUUUGUCCAUUAGCGGGUAAUUUUGUCGGAAUAAUCUCAUUUUGUUUGGUGUUCUAGAUGGUUGGGUAAAUGGUGAGAAAGAAAGCAGUGGGUUGAUACAAAGGGAAAGAUCAGAGAGGACAUGGUGUUCACAUGAGAAAUGGAGAUCAAAAGAAGGCUUGUGACCAUAAGGGUUAAAGUGGAGGACCCAAAGCUUACACGUCACGAAGGUCAUGCCAGGUGAUACAUUGUUAACAUAUUUGAAACAAAGAUAUAAUACAAGUCAGAACUAUCAUUCUCUCAUACACCUGAACUUGGUAUUAAUGCCUAACACACAAGUAAGCCUUUUAUCUCCUGCACAAACUUUCACUUCCCAAGAUCAGAACAAAAAUCUUAUCCCACCCGAAAACAGUACCUCAUCCCUACUCCACCAGUGCCGCCUAUCUUUCUCUCUCGAUCUGUCAAACCCAUAUCUUCUCCAUCUUUCCCGAAUCAAUCAGAUGUCCAAUUCGUAAUCUUGUUGUUUUACCCAUUUCAAGCCGCCCUAGAUGUCAAUAGCUGUUACUCGAGGAACAAUAGGCCGACGAAUUUGUCUCCAACAACAGUGAGAAUGGCGAAGGAAGGGUCCGAAAUUCCAGUUCUCUACGACGUCAACAUCACCAGAUAAUUAGCUAGUGAAAGUAAUAGGGUGGCUGUAAACUGAAGACUCCAUCAGUGGUGAGUUCCAAGAACACCAAAUCCCUAAUUUUCUAAUUGUACUUUAUUGAAAAUCUGAUUGAGAAUGGAGAGAGUUUCGUAUAAAUACAGAAGGGGUUGUAAAUGAAGAAGCCAAUCCCGGAGUAGCCGGUGCAAUAUGUUGUUAGGUUUAGGUUUUAUUUCAAUGUUUAUUAUGUUCUAAAAUUCUCUGCUAGGGCAGAGAUGAAACCCUUUAAUCAUUAGGAGUUCUUUGUUUGAUUUUACUUGUUCUCUAUGGGUUUUCAAUGAAAAGCAUGAUUAAUCU